This is a messenger RNA of Phlebotomus argentipes, 4689 nucleotides long. It is a transcript of the gene Vmat, whose product is annotated as synaptic vesicular amine transporter. NCBI's taxonomy places the organism in Eukaryota, Metazoa, Arthropoda, Insecta, Diptera, Psychodidae. Gene Ontology annotation, biological process: transmembrane transport; aminergic neurotransmitter loading into synaptic vesicle. Gene Ontology annotation, cellular component: terminal bouton; synaptic vesicle membrane. Bases 251 to 1828 code for a protein of 525 amino acids. The record is from RefSeq and is a predicted model, not a curated record. Gene Ontology annotation, molecular function: serotonin:sodium:chloride symporter activity. The transcript has 9 exons.
CACUGGUACUUUGCGGACCACCCGUCUGAGUGUGUGCUCGGGGAUGUUAGUGAUGUGGCUCAGUUAAGUCUCUGGUGGGAAUCUCAUCCGCGAAGCAACGGCCGGAUCGCCAUCCACAGUCACAGGAAUCCCCGCGCGGACGCUUUUCUGGCCCAGUGAGAAUAGAGAGUGCCACCAAAUCACCCUCAUGAAAAUGGAUUGACACACUUCAACCACCAUGAAAACCCUAAAGUAAAUACUGGCCUCUGAGAUGCAGUCCACAGAUCCAGGAGGGGCCAGCGCCAAUCAACAGUCUGCAAACGCUCUGCCGCAUCCACAAUCGGCGGCCGCGGCCGCGGGUGGUGGAGGUGGCGGAAGCGGUCCUGGCGCCACGAACGGAGGAAUCUUCGGAACAGCAAAAUCAUGGGUGGAUCGCUGGCGUGGCUCGAGGCGUCUCGUCCUCAUCAUCGUGGCGAUUGCACUCCUCCUCGACAACAUGCUUCUCACCACAGUCGUUCCCAUCAUACCGGAAUUCCUCUAUGACAUCCGACACCCGGACGCACCUCUGGCUAGCCUGCCCAAGUUUCCGCCACCCACCACUCCAGCACCCCCGUGCGGACAGACGACGACGCCCUGGGAUGGCAUCCAGGAGACCACGCCGGGCUUCGACAAUGCCAGCUUCUACGCCGAGCUGGAGGAGCGCCACAAGGAGCUCGUCGGCGAAACGGUCGAAGUGGGUCUCAUGUUCGCCUCCAAGGCCUUCGUGCAGCUCCUGGCCAAUCCCUUUGUCGGCCCACUCACACACAAGAUAGGCUACAGUAUACCGAUGUUUGCAGGCUUCGUGAUCAUGUUCAUCUCAACAAUAAUUUUCGCCUUUGGCCGAUCGUACAGUGUUCUGUUUCUGGCUCGCGCGCUCCAAGGUAUCGGAUCGUCAUGCUCUUCCGUGUCCGGGAUGGGAAUGUUGGCUGAGCGAUACACCAACGACAAGGAGCGCGGCAACGCCAUGGGCAUCGCUCUGGGCGGUCUAGCUCUGGGUGUCCUGAUUGGGCCACCCUUUGGCGGCGUGAUGUACGAGUUUGUGGGCAAGUCAGCGCCCUUCAUCAUCCUGGCAGCUCUCGCACUCGGCGACGGCGUCCUGCAGCUCCUUAUGCUGCAGCCCUCAGUUGUCCUCCAGGAAUCCGAUCCGCCCUCCCUCAAAGCCCUCGUCUGCGAUCCUUACAUCCUCAUCGCUGCCGGUGCGAUCACCUUCGCCAACAUGGGCAUCGCCAUGCUGGAGCCGUCGCUGCCCAUCUGGAUGAUGGACAACAUGGGCGCCAGCAAGUGGGAGCAGGGAGUCACCUUUCUUCCCGCCUCCAUCAGCUACUUGAUCGGCACGAACGUCUUCGGGCCUCUUGGGCACAAGAUCGGUCGGUGGCGAGCGGCUCUGCUCGGUCUCAUGAUCAUCGGCCUCUGUCUCCUUUGCGUCCCGAUGGCGACUUCCAUCAACCACCUCAUUCUGCCGAACGCCGGCCUGGGCUUCGCCAUUGGCAUGGUGGACUCGUGCAUGAUGCCAGAGCUGGGCUACCUGGUCGACAUCCGGCACGCCGCAGUCUACGGAAGCGUCUACGCCCUGGGCGAUGUCGCCUUCUGCGUGGGAUUCGCUGUCGGCCCCGCUCUGAGCGGUACCCUGGUGAACACCAUCGGCUUCGAGUGGAUGCUGGUCGGAAUGGCGGUGAUUUGCUUCGCGUACGCGCCCCUGCUCACAUUCCUACGGGCGCCGCCGACUCGCGAGGAGAAGAAGUUGCUCAUCACGGGAGAUCGAUCGUCUGUUCGGUAUGUGACAUACCAGGACGAGGAUGACGAGGAAUAGAGCGCCGUGAAUGAUUCACCAACAACUCCUCUCAAGACCAACAACAACAAUAAUCAAAAUAUAUUGACCAAGGAUAACGCAAAACAAUAAAAUAUUACUCACUUGUUGAACUCAGCACAGAAUAAAGUUAGUGUUUAGGCAUUUUUGAGGCCUCGCAAUUAGAGGCGUAUAAAUUUCUUUUCUAGAUGAGAAAACAAUAAAUAUUCUCUGUGUGACAAUGAUAAGUAUAUUUGAACUCCUAAACCUGGUUAGCGCCUGCCGAUUGUACUACGCAAAUAUGCUAAAAGUUAUUAAGUGUAAUUGUGAAUGUUUUCCUCAUGAAACAUAAUAUCCUAUAAUAUUCAAAAUAUUUAAUAUUUACUCCCUGCGACUAAGCAAAGUCAAUCAUUUCGGGGGCAGAAAUGCCAAUCGAGGGAUUUUCUCACAACUUACAAAAGCAAAAAAAUAGCCAAGAACAUUUUGCAAGCCCAGAAAGACAGUGAAAAAGAGUGGAUUGACAUUAAUUUAUCGACUAUACUCAUUGCUUUCAUCUCUCAAAUGGCAUUUUUAUCCCUGAAAUGGCGCAAUUUGUUGCCAUGGACUUUCACCAGAAGCAAUAGAGGCGAACUCAUGCUUCGGGAGCAUGGCAAUAAAAUUUGCAUUCAAUUAGAAUGGAAAAAAGCACGGAAAAGAUCUGGAAACAAUCUUGAAGAACAUUGUUUGAGAAAUAUUCUAUAUAUAAAGUAUUUAUUAAAUGUUGAUGAUAAAAUUGUGGAAAAAGAAUACCAAAAAAAAAAAUUAUUGAGGAGCUUAAUAGGAAAUGCCAUUGUAUUUUAAAUGCUUCCUUCCAUGUGUGUAAAAAGGAGGCGACAAAAUGAAGAGAAUCUGACAUUGAAUGGGAAUUUACGAAGAAAAUAUGCAUUCUUAACAUACUUAUAAAUAUACAAAAUAUAUAGGAAUUCUACAAUUUACUCUCUUAGGAUUGAUAGACAAAUAAAAUUUUCUUUUAGACACUUUUGUUGGUACUUUGCAUAGGGAAAUUGACUGAUUUUAAACAGAAGUGGUGGGAAUUUGAAUGGCUGCAAAUUUCCACUGAUCUCUCGAGUUGGGAAAAAAGUGUUGAACGCCGAGAGAUUUUCUGUGUAAGAUUACCCAAUUUUAUGAUUGACGAGGAGUUCUUUUUGAAGCAAGAUUGAUCAAGAGUCGAUUGACUUCUUCAAAGGCCAUCUAAAAUACAUAUUUCACACUCAAAUCUAAAUGAAUUUAGUGUUAAAGUGUUAGAGUAAAAGUCAAAAAUGUCGCAAUACAUAUACAAAUGUACGGGUUUUUGGUAGUAUUACAAUAUAUUAUACUUAACAACUCUAUAUAUUUUACAAAAAAAAGAUAUUUAUCAAAGAGGAAAGAAAUCAAUGUCUAAAUCUCUAAAAUGAAUAAUAUUCUUGUGCUUGAAUGAUGAAUAACAAAUAAUCAAAUAGAUGAUAAUAUGAAUUUUACCCUUUUUGUGAGCGAACUUUUUGGAAGGACAAGUCAAGGUGAAGAAUAGUGGAAGAAGGUCACAAAGCAAAACCCCCAGAACUUAAUGUUGUACUGAUUAGAGACCAAAAAAAAAAGAAUAUUAUACCAAAGAUAUUGCUUAACAUUUUGCCAAUAGUAUCGCAUUAUAGCUUUAAAUUGUGUGUACUUAUUGUAGGAUCAAGACCAAGAAAAAAAAAACUUUUAACGGCAACAAUAAAUUAACCAAUAAAUGUUUUGAGAUUUGUAACUUUUAACUAUGACUAAGUGUAGAACCAAGAAACCAUUGUAAGAUAUGAUGAAAAGGAAAAUGACAUGUAUUUAUAGUAAUAAUGAAAAAUAUGUAUACUUAUGAUAUUUGCUGAGAAGAAAUCGUUCCCAAGAUGAAAGGCGGUGUGAAGAUAAGACAUCGAUUUAAAGUGUUACUCAAAAAAUACAAUAAUUACACAUCUUAGCACAUUAUUUCUCAUAUAUAAUUUCCCUGAAAUAUUCAUUGAGAAUUGCUGACUCAAUCAAAAGAAUUUGCGCUGUACAGAGGAUCAAAAAGAAUAUUAAAAAAAAAAACCAGAAUAAGCAUUGCAGCUGAGGAAGAUUGUACAUUUUGUAGGACGGAAUGCGGUCCGAGGGACCAAAAAAGAGAGCAAACGUAAAAAAUAGAUGUUGCAUCUAAUUUCUGUGAACAUCUUAUUUCCUUGUUUGUUUCUGUCAAGAAAGGAUUUUGGGACACUUCGUUCCGUCUUUAUUGUGAACUAGACAAUACAAUUUUAAUCACAAAACUAAAAACACUUUUCAGUCAUAAACAUGCAUAACCUUAUAUUCUAUACACUUUUGAUGAAGAGAAAAAAGCAUCAUAAGAUAUUCGAGAAGAGGCGAGAAGUUGAUAUUAGAGGCAUUAUAUACGUAAGAUAGUCCAUGUAGUGUUUAUUGCUCUCUUCUUGAUAGGCUGGUUCGGGGUCAAAUAAUGAACUUAUAUUAGGAUGCUUGAAGUAUUUUGCAUUUAUAGAACAAAUAAUUACAAUAACUUGUUGAAGAAGUAGCGAUGCUAGGAUAAUUCCAGUGUAGACUCUUAAAUUCCACGUCAGUGUUGAAAAGCUUAAUGAAGCAGAAAAAAAAUCAGUAGUUCUUGUCUAAAUGGAAAACUUACCACUAUAUAUUUGCAUAACUGUUAAGUAUGACUAAAAUAAAAAUCUUAUGAUUGAAGAGGAAAUGAAACUUCUUACAAAUCUUGACAAAUUCAGUGUUUUCUGUGACAAAAAUCUAACGUUUAUAAUAUUCUAUGAUAGCAAACAAUGUGAAAGUAUUCAUAUAUUGUAAUAGCAAUGUGUAUGUACAAUUUUAAAGAGGAGCACAAAUAAAGUUGUUGGUGAAAA